UUGCAAUUCAAUUCCAGUUCCAUUUGAAUCCUGUCUCAAGUCGUUUGCUCUCUGGUCAUUUCGUUUCGCCUAUCAAUCAUUAUUUUCGUGAAAGUCGCUCAGCCCUACAGUUUCUUCAUUGCAGUUAUGAGUUAGAAUUUGCCGCGGAUGACGCGAGCACUUCAUCUGGCCCAUCUGCAGAUGCUGUACUAACAAAACUGAAAAUUCCCGAAGAUCUUGUACGAUUGGGAAAGCAAGAAAACUGGAGAGUUUUACCUAGGUGGGUCAUUGAUUCUCGAGGUGACUACCUCAUGGAACGUUUACACCGGCAUGACAAUUAUUCCGCUUUCAAAUGCCAUAUCAUCAUGAACUGCACAAGGACUUGCCCAAAGAAGGAUAUCUUGUCACAGCAUCUUUAUCCUGCUAAAGCUCCUGCACCCGAGUCUGCCAAGUUUUAG
Cylicostephanus goldi is the source of this 437-nucleotide messenger RNA. The record is from the annotation of a GenBank genome assembly. NCBI's taxonomy places the organism in Eukaryota, Metazoa, Nematoda, Chromadorea, Rhabditida, Strongylidae.